UCCGGUUUUCUGAGUGGAUCAUGGCCGCGCAGAUGGCGGUAAACUCAGGAGCAAGUCUGUGGGGACCGUUGAAAGAACUAUGGGAGACAGUAGAUGACGCUAUAUUAAGGAAACAGCUUGAGAGUGUGCACCUCUUGGACUUGCAACUGAAGAAACAUAAACCAACCUUUCUGUCACUCUUCAAGAACCCGCCAAAAAGUGCAGAGCAGAGAGAGAAGGUGCGCAAAGCCAGCACAGAAGGCAUCGCCAUCCAAGGUCAGCAGGGUUCACGACUCCUCCCAGAGCAACUUCUGACGGAGGCAUUCAUCCUCAGUGAUCUUUUUGACAUUGGGGAGUUGGCAGCGUUGGAACUUCUUUUGGCAGGUGAACAACAACAGCCCCAGUUUCCAGGCCUGACACGAGGUUUAGUAGCUAUACUACUUUACUGGGAUGGAAAGCUUUGCAUGGCCAACUCUCUGCGCACACUUAUUCAGUCGCGCCAUGGCAAAACCUUCACCCUGGAUUUGAGUGGGGAGCUGGUAGCCUUGACAACACGUUUUACAGAUGAAUUGAUGAGCCAGGGUCUGACCAAACGCGUCCUAACCCUGGUAUCGGAGAUAAGUGUGACGCGUGAGUUUGAACGGCUGCAGAAGGAACGUGGCCUGGGCAAUGAAAAACACAGGAAGGAGGUCUCUGACCUCAUCAAAGAGUGUCGACAGGCGCUGGCAGACAGCCUGUUUUUAUGGACAUGCCAGUCACCCUUGACAAAAGAUGACACUUUGGCUCUUAUUGGCCAUCUGGAGACGGUCACUGCUCAAGCCGAUGGCUCACUGGACAGUGUGAACCUCGCUCUUGUUAUGGCGCUUCUCUAUUGCUUGGACGUCAGCUUCAUAGAGCAGGGAACUGAAGACAGGGAAGAUCUUCUCCAGGCACUGCCACUGCUGACAGAGAGGCAGUAUGUUUCUGCAGUGCACAGUCGUCUGAUGGAUGGCCAAUCGUGGAAGCUUCCAGGGCUGCAGGCUGUGUGUCGGCUUGCCUGGGCUCUUACUCUCAGAGUGCUUUCUCAGCUACCACAGGGUUCAGCCCUUGUUGAGUUCACUGAAGCAGAUGAGGUCCUAGCUGAUCAGGCUUUACUGGGAGACGUUUUCCUCUUCAUGAAAGAUGGCAUGUUGGGAUGUGAGAGUUUGGCCCAGGAAGAGUUUUAUAUCCGCCGCCUUCAUUCGCUCAUUACAGACUUCCUGGCACUCAUGCCGAUGAAGGUAAAGCAACUCCGUAACCGUGCUGAUGAGGACGCUCGACUGGUGCACAUGUCUCUACAGAUGGACAGCGAACUUCCAUCAUCAUUAAGGAAGGACUUAGAUCACCUCAUGGUCCUGAUUGGGGAUUUUUACAGUAAGGACACAUUUGGGCUGGAGCUGGGACUGGAGUUCUGGUGCCCCACAGAGUCUCUCCAGCACACCUCACUGCAUGGAUCCUACUUGGGAAUGGCCCUGCAAAGGCCUCCACAUAAACAGGUGGUUCUGUCAAAGUUUGUGCGUCAGAUGGGAGAUCUUCUGCCCUCUACGCUCUAUAUGUCUUAUCUCCGCAUGCUAAAAGGCCUUGCGAAUGGUCCGCAAUGUGCUCAUUACUGCUUCAGUCUGCUGAAAACCAAUGGAGCUGCACACAGUGACAAUAUCCAGGGAGUUUCAGGCAGUCCGGUGUCUUGGGAGCAUUUUUUUCAUUCCAUCAUGCUCUACCAUGAGAACCUGCGAAGAGACCUCCCUAAUCCGGAUGCAGCGCAAUACCGGCACCUGCCCAUCAGGGGCAUCACCCAAAGAGAACUUGAGGGGCUCACCUCAUUUUUUCAGUUACUCACCACCAUCGUUACAUGGAGUGAAAAUGCUCGACUGGCCUUGUGUGAGCAUCCGCAGUGGACGCCGAUUGUAGUGAUGCUGGGGUUGCUGCAGUGCAGUGUUCCACCCAUCCUGAAGUCUGAACUUCUGCAUUGUCUGGCAGCCUUUGGGAAGUCACCAGAAAUCGCUGCUUCACUCUGGCAGUCGCUGGAGUACACACAGAUCCUUCAGACAGUUCGAGCUCCAGGACAGAGGCAGACAGCAGGAAUUGAGGUCGAGCUGAGUGAGAUUGAGUCGAGCUGUGAGGAGUAUCCACUAACGCGAUCCUUCUGCCAUCUGAUCAGCACAUUAGUCGAGAGCAGUAUGCCCGUUAAUCUGGGGGCGGGUCUGCGGGCACCAGGAUUUCAGCCUUACUUGAACUUCUUGCGUGACUGUGUUUUCCUCCCCUUCCCCACCAGAGCAUAUCGUCGUCCAGCUGAAAAGUGGGAAGUGGCUGACUCUGUGCUGGAAGUUUUCCACAAGCUGCUGCAGGACUACGAGCCCCAGCCAUCAGACUUCAUCCAGGAGACGGUGGAGUUUCAGGGGGAGCAGAUCCCGGCCCACAAGCCCCCCGGUCACAGCAUCUUGUUCCACCUGCUGAAUGACUCACCCAUGCUAGCGCUCUGCCUGAGCCUGCUGGAAGAGGGCGUGCGCCAACUGGACACCUACACACCCUUCCCUGGUAAAAAGCACUUGGAGUCAUCAGUGCUGCACUGCCUGUGCCUUCUGGACUUGGCUCUGCAGAAGGAAGUGGUGUUCAUGGACCUCCUCAGGGAGAGCCAGGCCUCCCUGAUCGUGUCUCCCCUGGAGCAGCUCCUGCAGGGCGUCAGCUCUCAAACCCGAAGAGCUGAUCACAUUGUCAAUAUCGCCAGGUAUCUUUAUCACAGCAGCUCAAACCCAGAAGCUGCUUUUCAGAGUGCCAAGAUCCUGCGUCGCAUUGCCAACUACCCCAACAUUCAGAUAAGGCUGGUGGGAGACUUCAUACACAACCAGGCUGUGAGUGACAAGCUGAUGGCUGGCUUUGUGGAGUGUCUGGACAAUGAAGAAGCAGAGGAGGGAACAGAAACAGAAGAUGAUUUGGACCCACAAAAGAAGGUGGCAAGAAUCCGACACGAAACCCAGAUCCACAUCCUGAACUUGCUCAUCACGUCUUUGGAGCUGAAGUCGCCCAAUCUGGCCCUUUAUCUGUUGGGCUAUGAAGUCAAGAAGCCCGUGUCCUCAACCAACCUCCAGGAUCAAGGUGUGUUGGGAUGUCCUCGUAGCUGCCUGCACGCCAUCCUGAGUCUGCUGCAGAGAGGCACUGAGAAGAGAUCAGGGCCUGUACUGACACAGCAGGCCCCUCACCUGGCUGAGCUUUGCUACCAGGUGAUCUACCAGCUGUGUGCCUGCCCAGACACAUCUGGACCAACUAUGCGCUAUUUGAGGACAAGCCAGGACUUCCUUUUUUCUCACUUGCAACACCUACCCUUCAUCCUGGAAGGUAAUCAGAUUGCUGCCCUAUCCCAGAUGUCUUGGCUCAUGAAAACAGCCGCCAUCGAGCUGAGAGUGACCUCGUUGAAUCGCCAGCGUUCACACACACAACGUCUCAUUAGCCUUUUAUUGGAUGACCAGCCACGCCCUCACCAUGCAGUUGAUGGGGAAAUGGGCAUGGAAGAAGAAACCAGAGCAGUCAGUGGUUUCCUUCAUUUUGACACAGUCUCUAAAGUGCGCAGGAAGUUGUUGAGUGUGUUGGAUGCAAUUGACUUCAGUCAGGACAUGCCUGAGCUGCUGCAGCUGGAUUUCUUUGAGCGUGCUCAGAUAGAGCAGGUGAUCUCCAACUGCGAGCACAUCAAUGAGCAAGGACACACUGUCUGUAAUGUGAAGUUGCUUCAUAAAGUGCUGGUUGCAGAGGUAAAUGCCCUGCAAGGAAUGGCAGCAAUUGGACAAAGGCCCUUGUUAAUGGAAGAGGUGAACUCCAUUCUACAGCAAGUGGUGGAACGUAACCGUGUCCGUCGGAGUCUGAGCGCAAAGCGCCACGCACUACGGUCCUGGAGAAGCCUGGUGGAGACGCUGCUGACCGCCUGUCCAUCCGAUCUCAUCCCUGCUGAUGACAGACAGCUCAUCAUCAGAGAUUUGCUGCUGGACCUGCAUGAUAAGGUAUUAUCAGAGGACGCUGCAGGAGAGUUGAUGCCCGUUGUUGCUGGUGCCGUCUUCACUCUGACAGCCCAACUGAGCCAGUCAGUGCUGUCUGAGCAGCAGCAGGGCGUGGGCUCAGAACCAUCUUCAGGAUUUGCCUCCAUCGCCAACUCAGCUCUUCAUCUCAUCCUCCGCAAGCUGCUGGACUUCAUCCUUUGCACUGGAGGUGGAUACCAGCGUCUGCGUGCUCACCUAUACGGCUCUUUGCUGUAUUACCUUCAAAUCGCCCAGAAACCAGAAGAACCAGACACUUUGCAGUCAGGAAAAGCCAUGUGGGAGCGUCUCACAGCCCCUGAGGAUGGAUUUUCCAAACUGCAGAGAGAGAACCUCGCUAUCAUUGAAAGCUAUGGCAAGGCUUUGAUGGAAAUUGUGUGUAGAGAUGCUUGUGAUGGCCAUGAAAUAAGCAGGAUGCUGGCUCUGGCGGUUCUGGACCGAAUCCUGUCAAUAGACCGUCAGAAUCAGUGGCUGGUGUACAUAUGUAACAGUGGCUACCUGCGAUCAUUAGUGGAGAGUCUGAGACAGGACGACGCUGCCCUGCAAAGCCUGCUCACCCCUCAGCCACCCUUGCUCAAACCCCUCUACAUCUAUGAGAGCAAGAUGGCUCUGCUGACUCGUGUGGCUAAAACUUGUCAGGGAGCUGUAGAUCUGCUGCGCUGUGGGCUGGUGGCACAGCUGAUCGAGUGUCAGGUGUUCGACAUGGUCCCUGACAGCGACUCACACAGGGUGAUGAGGGACCCAUCAGGCUUCAUCCCUACUCCCAUGGACCGCUACAGGCAAAUUCUUUUACCGACAUUGAGGCUCCUUCAAGUGAUACUGACGUCUACGUCCAUAAAUCACCAGCAGGGGGCAGCACAAGUCCUCCAGUGGUUGAUAGUUCAUGCAGACACCAUUCAGUCCCUGCUGCGCUGUCAGGAGUUCAGCAUGGCAGCUUUGCAGGAACUCUCUUUGCUCACUGGAAUCAUCAGUAAAACAGCUCUGCCAGGCGUACUUGAGAUGGGUGGAGAUGUCAAGAGUCCUGCGCUGAUGGAGUUCCAGGGUCACAUUAACAGGUUUCAGCGUCUGUGUCUGUCCCUGCUGGGCCGUCUGGCAGGAAAUGAGCGGGAGAGGUUAUUAAAGCAGGCUGAGAUCACUGCACCUGGAGAGUCCGCUGAACAACGAGAGGAGAUCGAGGUGGCCAUGCAACAGGUGUGUGCCAACAUUAUGGAGUACUGCCAAACCCUCCUGCUGCAGAGCUCAGCCCAGGCUCAGUUCAGCAUCUGUCUCUUCAGCCCAUCAGGCAGCGAGCCAGCUGGAAGAGAUGGAGGACGUGCAGAUAUGUCAUCAUCUCUGCCAUCUAUGGCUUACUCCCGGGUCCCUAGCCUGGGUCUGGUCCUGUACCUGCUGAAGAACAGCGCUGCAGAUUUCUUUCGAUUCCACCAAAGUCACAGACAGAACCUGGGCAAGCUGCAGAGCCUGGAUCAGCUGCCUCCAGAGGAGCUCAAGGAGUUGUGCCAAGGCCUUGUGUUGGGACCAGGAGGGGUGGAGAAAAUCUCAUCAGUCCAAAGGAGCUUGCUGGCCAAGAGAAGACUGGUCCAACUUAUCAACAACAGAGCUAAGCUCCUGGCCUUGUGCUCCUAUGUUAUUGAGACCUGCUUAUUUGUGUUGUGGCGCCAUCUGGAGUACUACCUGUUGCACUGUGCUCCCACUGACUCCAAGAGCUCCCUGUUGCCUGGAGCUGAUCUUUUCAGAUCCCGCCUCACAGAUGCCUCUUUGGUGGAACUACAUGCCAGCGGAGGCCGUGGACUUGGGAUGUCCAGAGUCAGUCGGCAAGACCUCGACUCGUUGAAAACCGACAUGGCUGCCGGGUUUGGGGAGGCUCUACAGAGGAAGCUGGUGGAGGUGGAGGGAUUGUACAGCCAAGUCCGCUCUCGAUACACCUUCAUUCAAGCUCUGGUCCGCAGGAUCCGUGGCUUGCUCCGACAGUCCAAAAGCUGAAACAAACAUAUGAACGCUCUUCCUGAAUGAUUUGGAGCUUCUUCCACGUAUGAAGUUUUGUCACCGGAGAAUAGAUAAAGAAUUUUUUACUUUGCGUUUCCCGGCAUUCCUGAUUUACACUCUCUGCCUGAUCUUUUCUCUUGACUGUUGUGAUAUGAAUAUUUCGGUGAUAAAGUUGUAUCACCAUAAUAAUCGUAUACAUGUGUUACCAUUGAUGGCUAAUUGAGUCAUCCGUUUCUAAUUAUGUCAGCUAACAAUGCAUUGAUAAAAUGUGGAUUUGCAAACAAUAUUUGUAUUUGUUAAGAGGAUUUUUGAUAUCCUUUUGGUUGCUCUGAUGUUUUUUUUUUGUUUUUUUUUUUCCCUUUUUGUGAAAAUAAAUAUUUUCUAAACCUGUUAA
Messenger RNA from Cololabis saira (Pacific saury), 6396 nucleotides. It is a transcript of the gene nup205, whose product is annotated as nucleoporin 205. The transcript has 42 exons. Lineage: Eukaryota; Metazoa; Chordata; Actinopteri; Beloniformes; Belonidae. Bases 21 to 5999 code for a protein of 1992 amino acids. Gene Ontology annotation, molecular function: structural constituent of nuclear pore. Gene Ontology annotation, biological process: nuclear pore organization. The record is from RefSeq and is a predicted model, not a curated record. Gene Ontology annotation, cellular component: nuclear pore inner ring; nuclear pore.